UAUAUAUGGCAUUUGGGUGUGUGUAUGGGAAUCCCUACGAAUUAUGAUCGGUUUACUUUUUGCUUUUGCUACGCAUAUGAGCGAUGAGGCAGAUCCAAAGUCUGGGUUUGAGAAAUUCAUUUUGAACGCUGUUGUUGUUGUUGCCGUGGGUAUUGUGUUUCUAUUGGGUGGCAUUUGUUUGCUGAUUGGUGUCUGGAAGGACAUCAAGAUACUUGUUAUAAUGUCUACAGUAAUUACCUUUCUGUAUGUGAUCUGGGUGCUGGUGUAUUUAUAUUUUUUAGCAGCCGGCUUGCUCGUAUUGUUGGGUGUUUUUAUAGUGUACAACUUUUACAUGGGAAUUAUGCAGAUAUGCUAUAUCUGUGACAUGGUAGAGCGAUCACAACUAGAUGAAAAACCAAGACGGACCCGAAAGCAAGACUGGUAAUUCAAACAUGUACAAGCUGGCGAUAGAAAUAAAUAUGAAGCUCCACCCUGACGCUCCAUUCGCGAUCACCAAAGCA
This is a messenger RNA of Scaptodrosophila lebanonensis, 500 nucleotides long. RefSeq lists its product as uncharacterized. NCBI's taxonomy places the organism in Eukaryota, Metazoa, Arthropoda, Insecta, Diptera, Drosophilidae. The transcript is spliced from 4 exons. Bases 44 to 424 code for a protein of 126 amino acids. The record is from RefSeq and is a predicted model, not a curated record.